AUGUCCCACGGGACCUACUAUGAGUGUGAGCCCCGGGGUGGCCAACAGCCACUUGAGUUCUCAGGGGGCAGAGCUGGGCCCGGGGAGCUGGGGGACAUGUGUGAGCAUGAGGCCUCCAUCGACCUAUCAGCCUACAUCGAAUCUGGGGAGGAGCAGCUACUUUCUGACCUCUUUGCCAUGAAGCCAGCACCAGAGGCCCGAAACCAUAAGGGCCUUGGAACCCCUGCCUUCCCUCACUACCUGCCAGCAGACCCGAGGCCAUUCACCUACCCCUCACACACAUUUGGCCCAGACAGGAAGGCACUGGCACCUGGCAUCUACAGCAGCCCCGGGAGCUACGACCCUAGAGCAAUGGCUGUGAAGGAGGAGCCUCGGGGACCAGAGGGCAGUAGAGGUGCUAGCCGGGGUGGCUACAAUCCCCUGCAGUACCAAGUGGCACAUUGUGGGCAGACAGCUAUGCACCUGCCCCCAACCCUAACAGCACCUGGGCAGCCUCUGCGCGUCCUCAAGACCCCUGUGGCUGCUGCAGCGCCUCCUUGCAGCACCCUUCUCAAGGCGCCCUCCCCAGCUGGCCCCUCACACAAGGGCAAGAAGGCGGUAAACAAAGAUAGCCUGGAGUACCGGCUGCGAAGGGAGCGCAACAACAUCGCAGUGCGCAAGAGCCGAGACAAGGCCAAAAGGCGCAUUCUGGAGACGCAGCAGAAGGUGCUGGAGUACAUGGCUGAGAACGAGCGUCUGCGCAGUCGCGUUGAGCAGCUCACCCAGGAGCUGGACACCCUCCGAAAUCUCUUCCGCCAGAUCCCCGAAGCUGCCAACCUCAUCAAGGGUAUAGGGAGCUGCAGCUGA
Molecule: messenger RNA, 846 nt
Organism: Jaculus jaculus (lesser Egyptian jerboa)
Lineage: Eukaryota; Metazoa; Chordata; Mammalia; Rodentia; Dipodidae
Gene: Cebpe
Product: CCAAT enhancer binding protein epsilon
Exons: 2
Coding region: 1-846 (281 amino acids)
Biological process (GO): DNA-templated transcription; myeloid cell differentiation; regulation of transcription by RNA polymerase II
Molecular function (GO): RNA polymerase II cis-regulatory region sequence-specific DNA binding; DNA-binding transcription factor activity, RNA polymerase II-specific
Source: RefSeq, a predicted model, not a curated record